AUUUCUCUCUCUCUCUAUCCUCUCCCUUUCUCUCUCUAAAAAAUGAGGAAGAAGCGAGUGGUGAUAGUGGGAGGCACAGGCUACUUGGGGCAGCACCUUCUGCAAUCUUUCGCCGACGAUCCAGUUGCAAAUUCCACCUUCUCACUCGCAUUCACGCAUCACUCCGUUCCUCCAUCUCACGCGCUUCUCAAUGCCGUUCCUCACGCUCUCCCUUUCCACGUCGAUCUACGCUCCGGCGACGGCCUCAGUGCCAUCUCCGACGCAUUCGGACAGCCUGACGUCGUGAUAAAUUGCGCUGCGCUUUCCGUCCCUCGCGUGUGCGAAUUGGAUCCGGAAGCAGCCAUGUUGGUAAAUGUUCCUACGUCUCUCGUGAAGUGGCUAUCUAGCUUCGGAGAGGCUACUCUUCUGAUUCAUUUGUCAACCGAUCAAGUUUAUGAAGGGACGAAAUCGUUCUACAAAGAAGAAGAUGAGGCUGUUCCUGUGAAUGUUUACGGGAAAUCUAAAGUUGAAGCAGAGCGUUUCGUAUCGAAGUACUGCCAAAACUUUGCGAUUUUGAGAAGCAGUAUAAUAUAUGGACCUCAAACUAUCUCCCCUGUUCCUAAAUCACUUCCAAUCCAGUGGAUGGAUGGUGCCCUUGCUAAGGGAGAGACGAUGAAUUUCUUUAACGACGAGUUUCGUUGCCCUGUAUUUGUAAAGGAUCUUGUUUCUAUCAUACAGUUCCUCACUAAUCAAUGGAUCUCGGAGGGUAAGCAAGUCCAGUUGCUUCUAAAUGCCGGCGGACCAGAUAGGGUUUCGCGGGUUCAAAUGGCUGAGGCUGUUGCACUUGUUAGAGGUUAUAGUACCUCGUUAAUUAAACCGGUGCCUUCUUCAUCGGUCGAUCGUGGUGUGAAAUCCCCUUCUGAUAUUUCCAUGGACAUCGGUAAGCUUAUUCAGGCAACAGGAAUUUCUCCAACUCCUUACACAGAAGGUGUCAAACUGACGCUGUUGGCCGAAGGUAGUUCGUAGUUUUGGAGGUUCUUAUAAAAAAAGGUACGAUUUUCUUCGUUAGGUAGUUGUUUAUGAUGUCGUUGUCUUGUAUAAGAUGAGAAACAUCCAAUUUGAAGGAAACUUCUUCCUUUCCCAAUGUUGCCGAAUUUGUGAAAUUUUCAAAUGAUUUCAUAUAAAAUCUCGUAAAUUUAUGACUGAAUUUAACC
This is a messenger RNA of Erythranthe guttata (spotted monkey flower), 1193 nucleotides long. RefSeq names its product NAD(P)-binding Rossmann-fold superfamily protein. Lineage: Eukaryota; Viridiplantae; Streptophyta; Magnoliopsida; Lamiales; Phrymaceae. The record is from RefSeq and is a predicted model, not a curated record.